Molecule: messenger RNA, 1217 nt
Organism: Brassica napus (rape)
Lineage: Eukaryota; Viridiplantae; Streptophyta; Magnoliopsida; Brassicales; Brassicaceae
Product: probable inactive E3 ubiquitin-protein ligase SINAT6
Exons: 3
Coding region: 379-1131 (250 amino acids)
Biological process (GO): multicellular organism development; ubiquitin-dependent protein catabolic process
Cellular component (GO): cytoplasm
Molecular function (GO): ubiquitin protein ligase activity; protein binding
Source: RefSeq, a predicted model, not a curated record
GCAAUGUCUUUUGCUUUUUAACCAUGACUGAUUAAAAGAUGAUCAAUCAGUAUUGCCUUUUUGUUUUAAUAAAAUGCAAUAAUUUGAUUUGGUUAAGAGUCAUUUGUCCACAUGGCAUAUGAAACUGAUGGUUACUUACAACUUGCAAGACCCAAUUGGAUACAUGGUAUGACAACUCAGGGUGUCGUGUUACCAAGAACCUUGACUAAAUUGUAGUUAAAAUCACAAAGUCAUAUACUAUAUGGUUUUUGUCUGUAUCAUUUUCUCCCCUAAAAUCAAGCUCUUUCACGCAAUCUCAGGAGCCAACUCUUAUAUUUCACCAUUUACUUCACGUUGUCUUCAAUCAUUGAAAGCUGAAACUUAAAACAACGUAAACGUAUGUAUGUGGUUAUUGUACAUACAUACAUACAUAACAAACCUACAUUCAUACACAUUUCUCCUCUUUCACUUCAUCACUUGCCUUUUGAUUUCAUGAAUUCUAGCGAAAUGGAACCUCGAAUCAAUCACCUUCAGAUUGAAUCUCAGGUCCAUGAGUUGCUUGAUUAUCCGGUUUGUACAAAUCAGAUUACUUCUACAAUCUACCAGUGUUCCAAUGACUACACCGGAGAGGUCAACAAUGAUAAGGAAAAACCGUAUAAUUGUCCCUACUCUGGAUCCAAGUGUACAGUCACAGGAGAUAUUCGGUGGCUGCUUCAGCAUCUAAGGAAUGAUCAUCAUGUUGAAAUGCAUGAUGGGAGAAGUUUCAGUCAUCGAUAUGUCCAUCAUAAUCCUAAACAUCUUCAUCAUGCUACUUGGAUGUUAACUCUUCUGGAUUGUUACGGUCGACAAUUCUGCUUAUACUUUGAAGCAUUCCACCUUAAGAAGACGCCCAUGUACAUAGCUUACAUGCAGUUUAUGGGAGAUGAAGAGGAAGCAACAAGCUUCAGCUACAUUUUGGAGAUCAGUGGCAAUGGCAGAAAGAUGACAUGGCAGGGAGUGCCUAGAAGCAUUCGUGACAGUCACAAAACCGUUCGUGACAGCCAAGACGGCUUGAUCAUCACUCGCAAGUUGGCUAUGUUCUUCUCUGCCGAUAAUACCAACAGCAAGGAACUGAAGUUGAAGAUUUCAGGUCGUAUAUGGAGAGAACAUUGAAGAAUACAGUAUUUUUGUUGUAAUCCUUGCAACAAAAUAACCUCUUAAUACAAAAAAAAUAAAUAGCAGUUUAAUGUCUACUUAAA